AUGCUAGCCGACAGUCCGCUUAAUGAGCUGCGAUUUGUUAAGUGUGCGCCUAUGACGUCAUCGGAGUUUGCUGGUGGCCCUGCGCAAGGUCUAAACGGCCUCGGCGCAUUCUACUACGAUUCACAAACGCCUCAAUCCGCACCGGGGGCCUAUUUCCAGCCGUCGGGCGGCGGUGCGACGGUUGGACCGACGCCCAGCUUCGCGAAUCCGUCCUCAGCCGCUAAUGGACCGGAUCCGAGCCUGUGCUAUCCACAACAAUCGGUCGAUUGGACGUCCAAAGACGACAAGGAUGAGAAAAAAGACGGGGACGAGGAGAAGCCGGGCGUUGCAGCUGUUUAUCCAUGGAUGACCCGGGUGCACUCUAGCUCCGGUGAAGGUGGAUCACGAGGUGAGAAACGACAACGGACGGCCUAUACGAGAAAUCAAGUGCUUGAACUCGAAAAGGAAUUUCAUUUCAAUAAGUAUUUGACAAGGAAACGACGAAUCGAAAUCGCCCACUCGUUGAUGCUCACUGAACGGCAGGUUAAAAUAUGGUUUCAAAAUAGACGGAUGAAACACAAAAAAGAGAACAAGGAUAAGCCGCUCACACCACAAAUGAUGCCGUUCCCCACCGGACCACUACCGUUUGCACAUCUUGGAUUCCCACGAAAUUUUUUGCUCUCAAAUCAAUUCUGA
Molecule: messenger RNA, 675 nt
Organism: Necator americanus (New World hookworm)
Lineage: Eukaryota; Metazoa; Nematoda; Chromadorea; Rhabditida; Ancylostomatidae
Exons: 6
Coding region: 1-675 (224 amino acids)
Biological process (GO): positive regulation of transcription by RNA polymerase II; anterior/posterior pattern specification
Cellular component (GO): nucleus; nucleoplasm
Molecular function (GO): DNA-binding transcription factor activity, RNA polymerase II-specific; RNA polymerase II cis-regulatory region sequence-specific DNA binding
Source: RefSeq, a predicted model, not a curated record